CUCAAGCGAGAAAGCAAAACCUGCUCACGGCGGAAUAUUUCCUUCCUGCGCGAAGGAAACAAUAGUGACCCUGUGAUGUGUUAUAGAGGUCAAGCUAUGUUAUAUUCGCAUACCCAGUCUUGUAUCUGAUUUAAUUAUUGCAUGACCACCAAGAGUUGCUCUUGUCCAUAGUAGUAACCAGCCCUGUUUGUUUGUCAUGGCCAUUGCUGCAUCUUUGUCUCUCCUGUACCACGGAGUCCAGCACACUUCUUUGCAGUCACUGGCUGUAUUCUCCAUUCUUGUCCCAAUUCUUUAUAUCUUGAUCAAUGAAUUUGUUCGAGCCUCCGCUCGAGUUAAGGGACUCAAGGGUCCUUGUGGCCUCCCUUUGAUUGGCAAUCUUGCGCAAAUCCGUACGAAUGCUGCAGAGCAGUAUCGCGUCUGGUCCAAAGCAUAUGGGCCUGUGUAUCAGAUUCAACUAGGAAACAUCCCUGUCAUUGUUGUAAAUUCGGCGGCGGCGGCAAAGGUUCUCUUCGGUCAAAACGCGCAAGCCCUAUGCUCAAGACCCGAGUUUUAUACCUUCCAUAAGCUUACAGUCGCAAUUCAGAUUGUAUCAACUACAACUGGUACAACUAUCGGGACUUCUCCGUACAGCGAAUCACUGAAGAGACGCAGAAAAGGCGCCGCGUCGGCUCUCAAUCGUCCGUCUGUGGAGUCUUACGUGUCGCAUCUGGACGUGGAAUCCAAAGCUUUUGUGGAGGAGCUCCACAGAUACGGAAAAGGUGGGGAGGAACCAGUAGACCCCAUGGCGAUGAUUCAGCGUCUAAGCUUGAGUCUAUCCUUGACCUUGAACUGGGGAGUACGUGUGGCGUCUCAAGAGGAAGACCUAUUUACCGAAAUUACCCACGUCGAGGAAGAGAUAAGCAAAUUCAGGAGUACCACAGGGAACCUGCAGGACUAUAUCCCUCUUUUGCGUCUAAUUCCGUUCAGCAGGCACUCCAAGAUAGCGAAAGAAAUGAGGGACCGGCGUGAUAAAUAUCUCUUAACUUUGAAUCGCGACUUGGAUGAGCGCAUGGAAAAAGGCAUCCACAAGCCCUGUAUUCAGGCAAAUGUCAUCCUUGACAAGGAUGCUAGACUGAGUACAGAAGAACUGGCUUCAAUUAGCUUAACUAUGCUUUCUGGUGGCCUUGAUACAAUCACUACCUUAGUGGCAUGGAGUCUUGGCUUUCUUUCCCAACGCCCCGAUAUCCAAGCAAAGGCCGCGCAGGAGAUUCAGAUGAUGUAUGGCCAGCAUCAGCCUUUAUGUGACCACGUGGAUGAUCAGAAAUGCACAUACGUUGCUGCUCUGGUGAGAGAAUGUCUGAGAUAUUUCACAGUGCUCCGACUUGCGCUCCCCCGAACCUCAAUCAGAGAUGUUACAUAUAAUGGGACCGUGAUUCCCAGUGGCACUGUGUUUUUCCUAAAUGCCUGGGCCUGCAAUAUGGACCCUGAAGUCUGGAGUGAUCCGGAGGAUUUCAGACCAGAGCGAUGGUUUGAACAGCCCGAUGCUCCUUUUUUCACAUAUGGAAUGGGCUAUCGCAUGUGUGCAGGCUCGCUUCUUGCCAACCGUGAACUAUAUAUUAUUUUCAUGCGAACCCUGAGCACCUUCCACAUUGAACCACUCUGCGAAGCUGAUUGGCAUCCCUUACGCAGCAACUUGGAUCCUACAAGUCUAGUGGCAAUCCCCAGGAAGUAUAAAGUUAGAUUCAUUCCUAGGGACGAGAAAUCCCUUUUACGGGCCCUGGUGGAGUGAUAGAUUAUGACAAUAAGGCGUUGAGCCAGGAUUUGACUGCUUAUAUGGCUGUCUUACUUUGCACGUACCUAAUCUGAAUUAUAGCAAUUGCCAAUUUAGCAGGCUCAACUCUUGCUUUGAAGAGAGUAUGUUUGG
This is a messenger RNA of Aspergillus heteromorphus CBS 117.55, 1903 nucleotides long. Its product is annotated as cytochrome P450 phenylacetate hydroxylase. The transcript is spliced from 4 exons. Bases 197 to 1768 code for a protein of 523 amino acids. Lineage: Eukaryota; Fungi; Ascomycota; Eurotiomycetes; Eurotiales; Aspergillaceae. The record is from RefSeq and is a predicted model, not a curated record. Gene Ontology annotation, molecular function: monooxygenase activity; oxidoreductase activity, acting on paired donors, with incorporation or reduction of molecular oxygen; heme binding.